AAGCAAGAAAAAGGAAGAGGAAAAGGAGGAAAAAGCAGAAGUAGCAGUUAGCUUUACAGCUAAGUCCGACAGUAAUGUUGUGUCCGCUGUGAACAAAGUCAGCUGCCAGGAUGGCCCCCUUUACGUGUGCAGGUUAAGAUGUUAAUAACGUUGUGCUACGUCUACCUGUGGGUGCGCUUUCACAAGUGCUACUCGGUGCUGAUCCGCAACAGUCUGCCCAGACUGAACAGCAGCAGCUUCAGCUUCCGGGUCUGCUCCAGCUCGGCCUCAUCACAAGCCUCAGCCCCGCCGUCUGAACGCCACACAACCGCGCGCCGGAGCCCGCCGCCAGCCGAGGACGUCGUCUUCCUCCAGCUGGGAGACAGGGCCGUCUACGUCACAGAGCCUCAGGUAUGUGAUGAUCUCAGCAAAUGGACUGUGCUGUUGGGGUCCUCUCUGGUUUGUGGUCCACAAAUAGAGAAUAUUUCAUUCAUCAUAGAAGCUACAGGACACAGAGUGGGCUACCAUUCUCCUCAUACUUCGAAUAAGAAAGUGCUGAAGUGGUCGGACUGCUGUCUUCCUCUGGCCUUUAGCCCUGGCGAGCCGUUCAGGGCGGUGGCUCAGGCCAGCAUAGAUAACUUCAGUCGGCUGGGUGUGGCUUUUAUCGAAGAUCGCCUUCAGCUGGACAAUGGACUUGUGCCUUCAAAAAUAGUCCCUGUCCUUCUCCAAGAAUCCACUCUCAGUGAGCUGUUGGAGAAGCAGUGUCCACAAAGCCUUAAGACUGAGACGUCCCUAUGGCUCUGUGACAACCAGACUGAAGAAGGUGUUGUUGAGCCUUUGCCUUGUCGCCUGUCAGCUGAACACCACCACCGACAGUGCUGUAAAGGCAGCCUUCUUCUUACCUUGGAGGCAAAGAGGAGGUUAGAGCAGCGUCGAGGAUCAGAACCUGUCCGCAGCACACAGGAUUUGGGACCUGUUGGUGACUCAGAGGACCAUUCCUUGGGGGAUCAUCACCAUAUGGAGGGUCAUGGACACCACCUCCAUCUAUCCAGCUGUCACGAAUGUUUGGAGCUGGAGAACAGCACCAUCCUCUCAGUCAAAUAUGCCUCAGCUGAGAACAUUCCAGACCUUCCUGAUGAUAAUUCAGUAGAUCUGGAUAGUGGGGAUGAGACUCUGAAUGAAGCUGAGCAAGGUUUUUAUGGUCAAAGCGGUGGAUUUCACUGUAAUAGCAAACCGCCAAAUGUUCUGGUAUAUACGGGUGGUUGUCAGGAGCGUUUUCAGGCAAUUCAUCAGCUUUUGUCAGAGUGUAUAAACAUGGAAAACAACAUAAUAUAUCCCCUCCAACCACAGCAGGCUCUGAGCGAUCCUUGGCUGGACAACUGCAGGCUACUGGUACUGGCAGAGGAGGAAACCCUGACCCCCCAGCUUCAGACCCGCUUUCUCACCUACCUUAGCCAGGGUGGCAGGGUCCUGGGGCUAGCCUCCACUCUGUGUCCUGCAGGCCUCUGUCUGGAAGUCAGGGAGAGGCGAUGCAGGCAGGUCAGCAGGCUGAGUUUCACCAGGGAGGACAGCACAGAGCUGGAACUGAGCUUGGUGGCGAGCGGGAAGGUCUACAUCAGGGAUACUCAGGGAGGAGGGGAAGUGGAGCUCUGGGGGGAGCUGAAAGGCAACAUCCCUGGUCAGAGGGAUAUGGUUAUAGUCAGGGUAACCCACGGAGAGGACGGAGGGGAAGCUGUCCUCUGUCAGGCACACCUGGAAUUUGCUCCUGACUCCCAGAAUUUGACAUCAGAAGGUUUUGAUGAACUAAAGGUCAGCAAUGCACUACGUUAUGAAGUCUUGACAGAAAUCCUAACCUCUCUUGGCCUCAGCUGUGAGCUGAACCAGACUCCAACCCCAAGCCCAGUCCACCUGCUGGCAACUUCUCAGGAGGCCAAGGCCAGUUUCCUGAAGUGGCUGCAGACACGUGCAGAUCAAAAUGGCCUCCUGACAUUGUCUAAGACAUCCCUCAGGAUAGUGUCCUGUUCUGAGCUCCAGGAUGGUCCUUUACUGCCUCAGGGCUCUCAGGCCCUGGUCACCAACUCUUCAGAGUCCCAGAGUUGGGCACAGUUCAGUAUGGAGACCUACAGCAAGAACCUGAAGACCAGCCUAUUGGGGCGCACCCUGCUGUACGCUGAGGUUGUCACAUCUACCAUGGACCUGUUAGAAGGGCUGACUCUGCACUUACCAAAGGACGUGAGUUUGAUAGCGGUAGCUGCCCAACAAAACCAGGGCAGAGGUCGUGGCAGGAAUGCCUGGCUAAGCCCUCAGGGUUGUGCCAUGUUCACUCUGGGGGUCCAGGUUGAGCUGAGCUCCAGGCUCGGACAGAGGAUUCCCUUUCUGCAGCAUCUGGUUGCUCUGGCGGUGGUGGAGGCUGUUCGCACCCUUCCUGGAUACCAGGACAUAGACCUGAGGGUGAAGUGGCCCAAUGACAUCUACUACAGUAACCUGAUGAAGCUUGGGGGAGUACUGGUGACUUCCACUGUAAUAGGAUCAACCUUUCAUCUGCUCAUAGGCUGCGGGUUCAAUGUGACAAACAGUAACCCAACAGUGUGCAUCAAUGACCUGAUCCAGCAGUACAACAUACAGCAUAACUGCAGUCUGCAGCCGCUGAGCUGCGCUCAGCUCAUUGCUCGGACUGUCAGCUGCUUGGAGGCUCUCAUCAGCAGCUUCCAACAAGGAGGUCCAGAUGCCGUCCUACCCAUCUACUACAAGAGAUGGCUUCACAGUGGGACUCAGGUGCAUCUCUGGAGCGAGGACGGGCUGGAGGCUGAGGUGGUGGGUCUGGACUGCAAUGGCUUCCUUCAAGUGCACAGCAAGGAGCAGGGCGUGGUCUCAGUGGAGCCUGAUGGAAACUCUUUCGACAUGCUGAGGAACCUAGUGGUCAUCAAGCAGCGUUAGGACCAAACUCUCUUUCAGCUUAUUCAUGUUAUUUAGUCGGAAAAAUGUAACUAUAAAAACUACAAUAAUGUACUAGGUUUUCUAAUUGAUCAAUACAUUGUUAAAUAUGUUACUGGUUUAAAGUGGGAGUAUUGGGUAGCUUCUCCUUAUGUUAACAUGACCUACAUUUAAAUUAGUUAGGGUUGUUGGAAAACCUGCAGAUUUGGGACCACCCAUUCAAACCAUUAUCUAAUAACUUGUACUACUUUCAUGAUUAUCAUUGCAGCCUUUUCUGUGCAAAAUAAACAUUUCCCCAGAAA
Molecule: messenger RNA, 3215 nt
Organism: Micropterus salmoides (largemouth bass)
Lineage: Eukaryota; Metazoa; Chordata; Actinopteri; Centrarchiformes; Centrarchidae
Gene: hlcs
Product: holocarboxylase synthetase (biotin-(proprionyl-CoA-carboxylase (ATP-hydrolysing)) ligase)
Exons: 11
Coding region: 139-2916 (925 amino acids)
Biological process (GO): protein modification process
Cellular component (GO): cytoplasm
Molecular function (GO): biotin--[biotin carboxyl-carrier protein] ligase activity
Source: RefSeq, a predicted model, not a curated record